AUGACCACCGUCGUCGUAUCGCCGUUUCAGCUGCUGAGGUUCGGGCUGUUGAUGUUUGGUUUUAUCGAAGCCGUCCAAGCUCAGAUUCAAGAUGCCACCAUCGUGCUCGGCCAGGGGACCAUCGUUGGGCUCAAAGUAUUUCCAGAGACGUCCAAAAUUCCAAUUUUCACCUACCUUGGCAUCCCGUACGCUAGACCUCCACUGAACGAUCUCCGUUUUGCACCUCCGGUGCCAUUUUCCGGAUGGAACCGAACUCUGUACGCUCGUGAUUUUAAACCAAUCUGUCCGCAGCUGGAGAACAACAGCUACGAUGAGGUUGACCCGCAAAGAACUUACAAAUUUCGAGAAACCAGUGAGGAUUGCCUGUACCUCAAUAUCUGGAUGCCCGAAUCGGCCGUUCGCUACGGUGGAUUUCCGGUGCUGGUUAUGAUCACCGGUGAGGAGAUGGCCUUCGACUGGUCCAUCAAUCGGGCUACCGGGCUGGACUUGGCCUCGGACGGUAUCAUCGUCGUAACCGUCCAGUACCGAACGAACGUGUUCGGUUGGUUAUCACUGGGCCGAAAAUAUGCUCCCGGUAAUCUUGGCCUUUUGGAUCAACAGCUGGCCCUGCUUUGGAUAAAGGAUAACAUUCAGAAGUUCGGGGGAGAUACAAACCGGAUAACGUUGCUGGGACAUGGAACGACGGCCGGGCCGAAUGUGAUGACCCAUUUGGUGAGUCCGAAAGCACGGGGACUUUUUUCGAAAGCGAUCAUAAUGUCCGGAACGAUUUUUUCACCUUACUCUCGGAUUAAUCUGGAUCGAAGCCUGUCGGAUGAGAUUGUCAAGAUUUUGGCCUGCAAUUACGACGUUGGACGCAACAUCCUGAAAUGUUUACAACAAAAGAGUACACAUGAUCUGUUGAAAGCCUACGAAUACGUCUAUAAAAAUGGAAACUAUACGAUCAAUUUAGGUCCCAUCGUGGACGACUAUCUGGAUCCGGCGGAUCGAUAUGUUCCCGAUGAUCCGAGGGCUUUGUUUGCCUCGAAAUCGUUCAUUAUUGAAGACAUGCCGAUCAUGUUUGGAAUCACCAGCAACGAGGGAGCAUUCGUGCUAAACAAAUGGCUCUACUUCGCUAGACAAGGAGAAAAUCAUCUGCGAAAGUUUGUCAAUGAUUCACUAAUUCCAAACAUUCUUGAGCAGUAUGAAUUUGACGGUGUUGGACAGCAUCAGAUUCGAGAAACCAUUAGUUGGCGAUUCUUCGAUCAGAUCCCGGAAUCUAUCGCCCAUCUGUUGAAUUCCAUCAUAAAACUCGUAACGGAAACUAGAUACGAGAUUCCGUUCUACAAAACGCUUGAAGUGCUCAGCGAUUUCGAACCCUCCGAUCCGGUCAUCCACGAGAGCCCACAGGCUCUCCGGAAAGGUGGAAACCUGUACGUUUACCUCUUCCAUCACUCCAACUCAAUGGAUAUGCGGGGCAAAGUAAACUACUUCGGUGGAGCAUCUCACUCAUCCGAACUACCGUUCCUGAUGGGACCGAGCCUUUUUCAGGAAAUUGCUCGCAAGAGACUCUCCCAAUCGGAAGACAAACUCUGCAAAAAGAUGCGUGCACUGUUUAGUGAAUUCAUCAAAAACGGUGAUCCCACACCGGGCCGUAAAGUGGACGCCUGGUCGCCGUACACCCGAACCGUGCGCUACAUCAAACUGAUAGCCACCCGGCCGGAGAGUAUGUUCCAGAACGACAAGCACAGCUUGGAGAACGUUUUCGAAGACAAUCUAAAGCUGAUCGAAGAUCAGCUCGUGAAUCAGGAAGAGUCUCCAAAUGGCAACCGAGCGCCACCCGAGAAUCCAUAUCUGCUGGGUCGUAACAAUCUGGACGAUCAGGAAAGCUCCCGAUCGUCCAAGAGUGCCAUCUUCCUGGACAACACCAAGGAUUCCGAUUACUUCCACUAUCUUCGUCGGAUCGAUAGUUUCUGGUUUCGAUUCCUACCGAAGCUUUGUCAGAUUAUGAAUGCUACCGAGCAGGAGCGAUUGCGCAACCGUCGAAUGGAUCUGAGCUUCGAAGAAGAACAACAGCUAGUCCGAGAAUCGUCGGAAGCUUCCCGCUACCGUCAUGCCUUUUUCUCGAUGCUAACGCUAGUGUGCAUGCUUUUGGCCGUUCUGGGCGUUUGUGUGUACAUCCUAAAGAAAAACAGCAAUAAAAGUCUAACAAGUUUCUUAUGA
Sabethes cyaneus is the source of this 2199-nucleotide messenger RNA. Its product is annotated as carboxylesterase 5A. The coding region runs from base 1 to 2199 and encodes 732 amino acids. Gene Ontology annotation, cellular component: synapse; postsynaptic membrane; cell surface. The transcript has 4 exons. Gene Ontology annotation, molecular function: neurexin family protein binding; signaling receptor activity. Gene Ontology annotation, biological process: presynaptic membrane assembly; modulation of chemical synaptic transmission; postsynaptic membrane assembly. Lineage: Eukaryota; Metazoa; Arthropoda; Insecta; Diptera; Culicidae. The record is from RefSeq and is a predicted model, not a curated record.